AUGCGUGAGCUCGGCCGCGGGGGCUCACUCGUGGCAGCCACCAUAGCGGCGUUGCACAGUCGAUCGGUUGUUAAUGGGAACCUUCAAUCUUUCAAUUCACGAUUAAAUAUCGAAGAGGACAGCAAUGUCUCAGGAUCAUCAAAGAAAAUAAAUAUUGAAGAUUUAAGUUCCAGAAGAAUAUCCGAAAUAAGCGAGCGUCCCCUGUCAACUGCAUCCGAAGCAUCGGAUCACUAUUCCGCCUCUGUUAAUUCCAGCGAGGAGCCACCCCAGCAAGAGAUGUCGUUUAUUAGGAGCCUCAUGUCCGAUCAAGAGUAUCUUACCGAGCCCUUUGAUGAGGAUCAGGAACGCACAGUAGUGGGCUACGUGCACCCUGCUGUGCGUUCCUACAUGUACUCACCAAUGGGCGACUCCGAUAGUCCUGAGGAAACAACAGUGAAAUGUAAAGCCUGGACGGAUCGUACCGGGAUACCCCCGCGGGCAGACUCUUCUGACUCUGAUAGCACGACAACCGAAGAGGACUCUGAUGAGCAUGAAUAUGAAACUGGUGGAGCCAAUGCUGAUUACCGUACACUAACACCGAAUAGAAGAGAUAACACAACACGUUGCGAUAAUGAUUUUAAGUGGAUGCCAAGUGGUGAAAUAAUUGAUGAUACUGGUGAUUCUCCUUUAGUGAGCUCACGAAUGGAGGAUUAUGCGGCGGCUAGUUUAGAUCGACGACGUCGUACGCCUAGUGAUCGUAGCGACCGUGACAGGAAAACGCGAUCAUCAUUAUCUACGAAGCCGCCACAGCAUCCAUCAAGCGUCCGUACCUCUCCACGUCCACGUCAUCCUUCUAGAAAUCAGGAUACACCACCUGACGUUCAGCGUCGAUGGAAUUCAUACGAACAUUUUCGUUGGCCGGAAGGAGGUUGGUGGCCUCCAAUGUGUUGGUGCCAUGGACCACCUGUUCCUCCGCCGCCGUGCUGCAUGCAUGAACGCACAUGGCCUUCACACCCUUCUUUGCCCGUAACUUCUCGUUCACUUAAGAACGAUGCCGAAGAUCGUGUGCGCCGGUUGGAAGCGGAUAAGGAAAGUUUACAGUUACAAGUGCAAGUGUUGUCUGAACAGAUUGCUGCGCAAACGGAAAAAAUGACAGAUCUGGAGCGGUCAUUACAUGAUACAAGACAACGGCUAGAUGAUACAGAACAAAGGUUACAAAAGGAAAUGUUACAACGUUCGUCGCUAGAAACCCAGAAAUUGGAAUUGUUAUCGAAAUUAAGUGAAGUCCGAUUACGAGUCGCUGAACGAGGCCUUGUGGAGCGCUCGCCGCCGCCAGAGUCUACACCCGUCGCUCGACCGGCACCUCCCCGGACGCCGCCAGCGAACUACGGGCGUCAGAUCGAGCGCAACACGCACAUGUACUCUUCCCUCCCGCGCUCGUCAGUUCUCAGCUCGGAGGCGCGCGUGGCGUUCGGUAAAAACAACAUGGUGGUGGCGCGCGGCCGCGGACACUCUGUGCCGAACCUAGCCGACAAGGAGGAGGCGCUGCCCCGCGGCAGCCCGUCGCCGUCGCUGCGCGAGGUGCGCGGCCGCCUCGGCAGCGCCGUGCGCCUCGAGGGCGACGACCUCGCGCGCUCCUCGCUGCGCGCCUCGUUGCCGAGACAGCGGCCGCACACUAUGACCUGGCAAACAACAGACAUACGACAGUGGGAUUGUGAGACGACAUGCGGCUGGCUCGAGAGCUUAGGGCUAGAGAUGUAUGUAGCGAAUGCUCGUGCAUGGCUGUCGGCGUCGCCGGACGCUCGCGGCCUCAUAUCUACCGCCUCACAUCAUACAUUGGAAAAGGAAUUAGCCAUUAAACACCCGAUGCAUAAGAAGAAAAUUAUAUUGGCCAUCACUGAUUUGUUGGGCGGGCACGGCGACCCGCUGCUGCCGCUGGCGGGGCGGCUGGACACGGCGUGGACGCUGCGCUGGCUGGAGGACGUGGGCGUGUGCGGCGCGCGCGCGGCCGCGCUGGACGCGGCGCUGGACGCGCGCGCGCUGCACCGCCUCACGCACGCCGACCUGCACGCGCACCUGCGCGUCACGCACGCGCUGCACGCGCUCUCCAUCAGGCGAGGCAUCCAAGUCCUACGCGAAAAUAACUUUAAUCCAGAGACGAUGAUCCGACGCGCUCCAGAGACCGAGCCUGUGGAAGUCGAAAGUGAAGCUGGGGGUGUUGGGGGUGUUGGAGGUAACGGGAGUUCUGGGGGUGCCGGAGGUCCUGGGGGUGUUGGGGGUGACGGCGCGGCGACGGCGGAGAUAGCGCGCUGGUCGUCGCACCGGGUCAUGCAGUGGUUAAAGGAGAUAGACCUGGCCGAGUACGCGCCUAAUCUGCGCGGUGCAGGAGUCCACGGCGGUCUAAUGCUGUUAGAGCCACGCUUCACGGCAGAGCUGUUGGCGGCGCUACUUAACAUCCCUGCGAAUAAAACUCUGCUCCGGCGGCAUCUUACACAAAGAUUCAACGAUUUGCUCGGGCGAGAAGUUAUACAACAGAAAAGGAAUGCUGAACAAACCCUCGGAUAUCAACCGCUUACAGCUACUACCAAAUAUAAGGUGCCAAAGAAGAGUCAGUUCUCGCUGAAGCGCAAGAAGAGUAAGGACGAGCUGGACCUCGGCGACCUGCUGUGCCCGCUGCGCGACGACUCAGGUGACGCGCCCGCCUCGCCCAUGAUGAAGGUAAAGUCAGUAGCGGGCGUCGCGUCGGCUGUCUCUCCCCCGCGUGACGCCGCGCGCGCGCAC
Messenger RNA from Brenthis ino (lesser marbled fritillary), 2760 nucleotides. Lineage: Eukaryota; Metazoa; Arthropoda; Insecta; Lepidoptera; Nymphalidae. The record is from the annotation of a GenBank genome assembly.